GUGAGGGGGACAGGGCCGGGACCGAGCAGGGCAGACUGCUUGCUGAGGCAUUGAUCGCGUGGGCGGAGGAAAUGGACCGUGGGACGGCGGCGAUCAACGAGGACCUGCGGGGCUGGAAAGAGGUCAAGAGGGCGGAUGCCGAGGAGAAGAAGAAGGCCAGGGCGGGGAGGACGACGACGACGACGUGAUGGUAUUCAUGUCACACUGGGCGGAAGCCAUUGCUUUUACCUACCCCAUGUGGCGGCUUUUUGGAGUGUCUCGCACCUAGGUAUGGUCCUGGCCAUCUUACCCUAUUCGCCGUGGCUUUCCCCUGGCUUUGCUUAAUGGAGUAUGAGGACCAGAGAGGGGAGGGGAGCCAAGGAUAUUGGAAGGGAGAUAUGGACCUUUCCGGAGUUUUUUAUUUUUAUCCCACUCGUCUUCUUCCUUCUUCCCUCACGGCUUCGGAUGGACCUCGGCGGAUUUCCCGACGGUGUUGAGCUAGGGGUUUUAUCUUAUUUUAUUCCACUGCUCCUUCUCGCGCGAAUGGCUGCUUACACGUCCCCGGCGUCAAAAAUGAAGGAAAUGGAACAAAAAAAAAAAGCCUUGCUUGGCUGUGACUCGGAGAUUGGUGUUUUGACGUACGGUGUAUAAUACAGAAUAGUGCAUGCAACUAGCCCCCAUCACGGUAGUGCUGGAUGUAGCAUUCAUACCUUGGCCUGAUCCUUUUCGUGGAGUUGUGGAGAGGAAAUACAUCGUCACCGGCACCUAGGUCGGAAUAUGGUGGUCAUGGAUGUCAUUAUGGUAGUCUGAUGGCAUCUACCUACCUUGGUAGUUGGACUUGCGAGAAGACAAUGAUAAGCAGUUCCUAACAUUCAUCCUAUCUAGCAUUUAUCUGAUGUUUACCUGG
Molecule: messenger RNA, 886 nt
Organism: Phialemonium atrogriseum
Lineage: Eukaryota; Fungi; Ascomycota; Sordariomycetes; Cephalothecales; Cephalothecaceae
Exons: 1
Coding region: 331-630 (99 amino acids)
Source: RefSeq, a predicted model, not a curated record